This is a messenger RNA of Fonsecaea multimorphosa CBS 102226, 1701 nucleotides long. RefSeq lists its product as uncharacterized. Gene Ontology annotation, molecular function: amino acid transmembrane transporter activity. Gene Ontology annotation, cellular component: membrane. Bases 1 to 1701 code for a protein of 566 amino acids. The record is from RefSeq and is a predicted model, not a curated record. Gene Ontology annotation, biological process: amino acid transmembrane transport. The transcript is spliced from 3 exons. Lineage: Eukaryota; Fungi; Ascomycota; Eurotiomycetes; Chaetothyriales; Herpotrichiellaceae.
AUGGAGGACAAGGAGAUCAAGUAUGUCGACGCCGAUGCCGCUCCUGGACAGAAACAGGCAUAUGUCGACGUUCUCCCGGGCGAAGUGUCAGACAAUGCCGACAAGCUACAACGUCGCCUGAAUAACCGGCAGAUCCAGUUGAUCGCUAUCGGAGGUUCGAUUGGUACAGCGCUCUUCGUCAGUAUUGGCGGCGGGCUCGCAAAAGGCGGACCUCUCAGCUUAUUUCUUGCGUACACGAUAUACUCCGUCAUGCUCGGCCUCGUCAACAAUUGCAUGGCCGAGAUGACUUGCUUACAACCCGUCUCCGGGGGUUUUAUUCGUAUGGCUGGAAAGUGGGUUGAUGACGCUUUCGGAUUCAUGGCAGGCUGGAAUUUCUUUCUCUAUGAGGCCCUCCUGAUUCCUUUCGAAAUCACCGCUCUCAACCUCGUCUUGUCCUUCUGGAGAGACGAUAUCCCCACCGCUGCCGUCUGCGCGGCCUGCAUUGUGCUUUAUGCUCUCAUCAACGUCCUCGCUGUCAGGGCCUACGGAGAGGCAGAAUUUUGGCUCUCGGGAGGCAAAGUAAUCCUGAUCUUCAUGUUGUUCAUGUUCACUUUUAUCACAAUGGUGGGGGGAAACCCUCGACACGAUGCCUACGGCUUCCGCUACUGGGAUAACCCUGGGCCGAUGGCAGAGUACCACUCUACCGGCGCGUUGGGAAGGUUUGAGGGCUUCCUGGCCUGCCUCUGGAGCGCUUCUUUCUGCGUUGUGGGACCGGAGUACUUGGCUAUGGUGGCCGCUGAAGCCAAGCGACCUCGAAUUUACAUCAAGAAGGCCUUCAAGACCAUCUAUUGGCGAUUCGGCAUAUUCUUCAUCCUUGGGUCUCUCUGCGUUGGUGUGGUGAUCCCCUACAACGACCCAACCCUCGUCGCCAUCGUUGGUGGCACUCGAUCUGGCGGUGGUACCGCUGCUGCGUCGCCAUAUGUGAUUGCGAUGAAGAAUUUGAAGGUCGAAGUUUUGCCUCACAUCACCAACGCCUUGCUCGUCACCAGUAUUUUCUCGGCCGGAAACACCUACACCUACUGUGCAACUCGCAGUCUCUACGGCCUUGCUCUUGAGGGUCGGGCUCCGAAGGUUCUCACCAAGUGCACCCGAAACGGGGUGCCUAUCUGGUCCUUCUGUGUGGUCAUGCUGUUCCCCCUCCUGUCCUUUUUACAGGUGUCCAGUGGCUCGUCGCAGGUCUUGACAUGGCUGAUCAACUUGAUCACGGCCGGCGGCAUUAUCGAUUAUAUCGUCAUGUGCGUGACAUACCUGUGCUUCUACCGCGCCUGCCAGGUUCAAGGCGUCGACCGCAACACCUUUCCUUAUACUGGUUGGUUCCAACCGUACUGCGGGUGGAUUGGUCUGGUUUGGAUGACCGUUAUUGUUAUCUUUUACGGAUACUCCAGUUUCACCCCUUGGGAUGUCGGCACUUUCUUCUCCUACUAUACAAUGGUCAUUGUGGCCCCUGUACUUUACGUGGGAUGGAAACUCCUCAAGCGCACAAAGAUCGUGUCCGCAGCAGGCGCCGACCUUGUCUGGGAACGACCAAUUGUCGAUGCAUAUGAAGCCACUUUCAUCGCGCCUCCCAUUGGAUUUUGGACUGAAAUGUUGCAGAUGAUUGGGCUGAAGCGAGCGAAGAAAGAUGACAGGCGAGGGUCCAUUUUAUCCACGGCGAGUGGCUGA